AUGGACCCUAAGAAAUUCAUGAAGCGGCUCGAUAGCAAGAAGUUGCCCACCCACUUCCACAUUGGCGUUGAAGUCGGCGGCGGCAAGGUCAGGGCGGGAGGUGGAGAAGAGAGCCAAGCAGCUGGGACAUAUAACAAGAGGUCUCGAGGUUCCGGCGUUUCGCUUCUGUCGGAUGCUCUUAAGGACUCGACGGUCCAGGCGUGGACUCAGCGCCGACUCAGCGAGGCCCAAACGUUGGCCAAGUUGCGGGCACCGUACAAGGUUAAGCGAAAGAGCAAGGCGGCUAAGAACAGCUGGAAAAAGAGAAAAUAA
This is a messenger RNA of Perkinsus marinus ATCC 50983, 312 nucleotides long. RefSeq lists its product as hypothetical. The coding region runs from base 1 to 312 and encodes 103 amino acids. NCBI's taxonomy places the organism in Eukaryota, Perkinsozoa, Perkinsida, Perkinsidae. The record is from RefSeq and is a predicted model, not a curated record. The transcript has 2 exons.